Ricinus communis (castor bean) is the source of this 754-nucleotide messenger RNA. RefSeq names its product dirigent protein 22. The record is from RefSeq and is a predicted model, not a curated record. Bases 92 to 682 code for a protein of 196 amino acids. NCBI's taxonomy places the organism in Eukaryota, Viridiplantae, Streptophyta, Magnoliopsida, Malpighiales, Euphorbiaceae. The transcript has a single exon.
UUCCCGUUUAAAUUACCUUUCCCUUCCUUUCAUCGUUCCCAAAACAUCUCCAUUACUUGCCAAUAACUAGCCCAGUAGUCCUCUCUCCUCCAUGGCCAAAACCUUCUCAAGACUCCCUUUUAUUCCUCUCCUCUUUCUCUCCAUUACUCUCUUCUUCUCAAAUACUCUUACUACAGCAAAAUCUAACAGUUUCUCAAGAAUCCUAUCCCCAGCCACACUAGGCCUUAAAAGGGAGAAACUAAGCCACCUUCACUUCUACUUCCACGACAUAGUUAGCGGCCGAAACGCCACGGCGGUCCCGGUAGCUAGUGCAGACAUGACCAACCACUCCUCAUCUGCGUUUGGACUGGUGAAUAUGAUGGAUGACCCUUUAACCGCAGAGCCUCAUCUCAGCUCCAAAAUUGUAGGAAGAGCACAAGGGAUUUACGCAUCAGCUUCACAAAGUGAACUCAGUUUCUUAAUGGUGCUGAAUUUUGCUUUCACUCAAGGUAAAUAUAAUGGUAGCAAUCUGAGUGUUUUGGGACGAAAUAGUGUUUUUUCUGGGAUCAGAGAGAUGCCGAUUGUCGGUGGAAGUGGGCUUUUUCGGUUUGCUCGGGGCUAUGCUCAGGCGAAAACUCAUGAACUUGACCUGAAAACAGGGGAUGCUAUUGUGGAGUAUAAUGUCUAUGUCUUCCAUUAUUGAGUUUGAGGCUGCUUCUAUUUUGUUUGUUUUUCUUUUGGCUUAAUAAAAAAAGAAUAUUGCUUCUGUGUUUUA